This is a messenger RNA of Esox lucius (northern pike), 1311 nucleotides long. Its product is annotated as T-cell surface glycoprotein CD3 epsilon chain. The transcript has 6 exons. Bases 139 to 651 code for a protein of 170 amino acids. Gene Ontology annotation, molecular function: transmembrane signaling receptor activity. The record is from RefSeq and is a predicted model, not a curated record. NCBI's taxonomy places the organism in Eukaryota, Metazoa, Chordata, Actinopteri, Esociformes, Esocidae. Gene Ontology annotation, biological process: positive thymic T cell selection; cell surface receptor signaling pathway. Gene Ontology annotation, cellular component: alpha-beta T cell receptor complex; external side of plasma membrane.
UCAAAACUAUAAUGAAAAUGAAGUAAAGCGUUACAUUUCUAGGGGUUCCAAUGUGACGAAUCGUCCCGCUGUCAGCUACAUUGGCCAUGGAGACAGUGACGACUGAAAGCUGAGAUAUCUGUGUGAGAAGUCGAGAAAAUGAACAGAAUUGUCAUUAAUGGUUUGCUCGUCUUCCUCGGCAUUUUGACCAAAGUGGAGGGUCAAGGGGAUGUGACCUUCUGGAGAGACAAGUACACAUUGACCUGUCCUGAAAUAGGAGAAUGGUAUGUAGACAAUGAACUAAUUCAGGCUGAAGCACGCAGUUUUGAUCCCAUAGAAAUAGGCAACACACGAUCCUACCAUUGUCAAUAUGGAAAGGAAAACAUUAAACAUCUAUUCUAUAUUCAAGGAAGGGGUUGUGAGAACUGCUACGAGGUGGAAAUGAAUCAAAUUGCCAUGGUCAUUGUUGGGGACCUGAUAUUGACUGGAGCUGUCAUCCUGAUUGUGUACUUCUGGGCUCAGAAGAAGUCUGGACCUGCAACAUCCCAAAAACCAACUUCUCGCUCACGAGGUCAGGCCCCAGUGGUGUCAAAUGUUGACUAUGAGCCACUCAGACAUGGAGACCGCGGCAAAAAUAUCUAUGCUGUGCGCAAGAAUGAGACAAAGGAAUGAGACUGAUCUCUUACCAGACCACACCUUUCCACCAUGAGCACCAGCUGAAUGUACUCACUUUGGUCUCACUUGAUCUCCAGUUGAAUCGUGGCCAACAUUCAUGGUUAGAAGCAUUUACCAGCAACAAAAGUCACCGCAAGUCAAUACUUGGAAAAAGGUCAAUUCUGAAAAUGCUUACCUAUACUAAUGUUUGUCCUGUACAAUCAACUUCAGGAGGUUUACAAGUACCAGUACUUUCCCCAAUAGAUCACAGCUCACAGUACGUCAAGGCUGCUAAAUCUGCGAAUACUCCUGUGCAACCAAUUUACAACCAAGUCGUGUUGACCAAUAAAUUUGCAGAGGUCAUCAUGGUUACAGACAGGCUUAGCUGAGCAACAAACCACGGACAAAGUUGAUGGUUGUUUUUUAUUAAAAGUAUAAAUUGGAGGACCCCACUAAAGGACUGUGGUUGUGGAAAACAAACAUAAGCAUGUGUAUGUUACGUAUUUUCAGCAUGUACCUUUUUCAAUGUACUUUUCACAUCCUGCUAGGCUAGCGCAUCCUGCUAACGAUAAUCACUGCUGAACUCAAGAUCAAACAAGUUGAGUAUAUACAUCUAGUGCAUAGGUCUUCAACCCUCUCCUGGCGAUCCCCCAGCCAUCUCACAGUAAAUUUUUUCCC